AUGGGACGUGGAGCUGCUUCUGGAAACAAGUUCCGCAUGACCUUGGGUCUCCCCGUCGGUGCCGUCAUGAACUGCGCUGAUAACUCUGGUGCCAAGAACUUAUACGUUAUCUCCGUCAAGGGUAUUCACGGUCGCCUCAACAAGUUGCCCGCUGGAGGUGUUGGCGAUAUGGUCAUGGCCACCGUCAAGAAGGGAAAGCCCGAGUUGAGAAAGAAGGUUAUGCCCGCUGUCAUUAUCCGUCAGCGCAAGGCCUGGCGCCGUCGCGACGGUGUCUUCAUCUACUUUGAGGACAACGCCGGUGUCAUUGUCAACCCCAAGGGAGAGAUGAAGGGAUCGGCCAUCACCGGACCCGUCGGUAAGGAGUGCGCCGAUUUGUGGCCCCGUAUUGCCUCCUGCGCCGGUACCGUCGUCUAA
Linnemannia hyalina is the source of this 414-nucleotide messenger RNA. The record is from the annotation of a GenBank genome assembly. NCBI's taxonomy places the organism in Eukaryota, Fungi, Mortierellomycota, Mortierellomycetes, Mortierellales, Mortierellaceae.